Mycosarcoma maydis (corn smut) is the source of this 924-nucleotide messenger RNA. RefSeq names its product putativedicarboxylic acid transmembrane transporter. Gene Ontology annotation, biological process: transmembrane transport. The coding region runs from base 1 to 924 and encodes 307 amino acids. The transcript has 2 exons. NCBI's taxonomy places the organism in Eukaryota, Fungi, Basidiomycota, Ustilaginomycetes, Ustilaginales. The record is from RefSeq and is a predicted model, not a curated record.
AUGACUACAUCCCAACCGAAACCAUUGCCGUUCUACGCGCAGUUCACCGCGGGUGCAAUCGCAGGUGUUACUGAGCUGCUCUGCCUGUACCCGCUGGAUGUGGUCAAGACUCGUAUGCAGUUGCAAGGCAAGGCGGUGGCCGGAUCCGCGCCGGGUGAACACUACAAUGGCAUGGUGGACGCUUUCCGAAAGAUCAUUGCCAGCGAAGGUGCUGGUCGAUUGUACCGUGGCUUGGUGCCGCCUCUGAUGCUUGAAGCACCCAAGCGAGCAGUCAAGUUUGCAGCCAACGAUUUUUGGGGCAAGACCUACCGCUCGCUCACCGGCCAAGACAAGAUGACACAGUCGCUCUCGGUGCUCACCGGGUGUUCGGCUGGUGCCACGGAAUCGAUUGUGGUUGUUCCGUUUGAAUUGGUCAAGAUCCGACUGCAGGACAAGGCACAGGCACACCUCUACACGGGUCCUAUGGACGUGGUUUCCAAGAUCGUCAAAGCCGAUGGGCUUUUGGGUUUGUACGCCGGCCUCGAGUCGACCUUCUGGCGACACGUGUUGUGGAACGGAGGAUACUUUUCCGUCAUCUUUGCGCUGCGUGCACAGAUGCCCAAGGCCGAAUCCAAGCCACAGCAACUGCGCAACGACUUUAUCUGUGGUGCCGUCGGUGGUGCUGUAGGAACCGUGUUCAAUACGCCUGCCGAUGUGGUCAAGAGUCGAAUCCAAAACACGCCCAACAUCAAGGGCGUUCCGAGAAAGUACAACUGGACGUUUCCCAGCAUCGCGCUCAUCGCCAAGGAGGAGGGUUUCGGUGCGCUCUACAAGGGCUUCACUCCCAAGGUGCUCAGGUUGGCCCCAGGAGGUGGUGUGCUCCUCUUGGUCGUCGAGGUGGUCUUGAGCCAGUUCAGAACUGCCUUGGGUCCUCCGUACAUCUGA